This is a messenger RNA of Triticum dicoccoides, 2045 nucleotides long. Its product is annotated as probable inactive purple acid phosphatase 29. NCBI's taxonomy places the organism in Eukaryota, Viridiplantae, Streptophyta, Magnoliopsida, Poales, Poaceae. The transcript has 3 exons. Gene Ontology annotation, molecular function: hydrolase activity, acting on ester bonds. Gene Ontology annotation, cellular component: cytoplasm. The coding region runs from base 233 to 1324 and encodes 363 amino acids. The record is from RefSeq and is a predicted model, not a curated record.
ACCCCCGCCCACAGGCCCAUAAAAAAACUCGUCGGUGUCGGCGUCCUCACAUCAAACCGCGCUCAAUCUCAAUCUCACCGUGGACUCGCCGCCAAACACGAACUGGCAGGCGGCAGGUGCCCAGCCACGUUAGCCAGAUCCUCCUGCAAAGAACAGAAAUCCCCCGGUUAUUUCCCACUCCGCUCCACUCGUCCGAACCACGCCGCGCAAGCCAGCUGCAUCCUCGGCCGGCAUGGCCCGCCUCGGCCUCCGGCGCUUUCCGCCGCUGAUGCUCCUCCUCCUCCUCGGCCUCUUCCUCGACGCGGCGGCCGCGGCGGGGAAGGGAAAGAGGACGGGCGGCGACGGCGGCGGCAGGCUGCGGUUCCGGCGGGAGAGCGGCACGUUCAAGGUGCUGCAGGUGGCGGACAUGCACUACGGGGACGGGCGGAGCACCGGGUGCGAGGACGUGCUGCCCGAGCAGGUCCCCGGCUGCUCCGACCUCAGCACCACCGCCUUCCUCUACCGCCUCCUCCGCGCCGAGGACCCCGACCUCGUCGUCUUCACCGGCGAUAACAUUUUUGGCGCGGAUUCAACCGAUGCGGCCAAGUCGAUGGAUGCAGCCAUCGCCCCGGCAAUCGCCAUGAACAUUCCCUGGGCUGCUGUGCUCGGUAACCAUGACCAGGAGGGCACCCUGUCGCGGGAGGGCGUGAUGCGCCACCUUGUAGGCAUGAAGAACACCCUGUCACGCUUCAACCCUGAAGGAGUAGAGAUCGACGGCUACGGAAAUUAUAACCUGGAAGUUGCUGGGGUCGAAGGAACACAGGUGGCUAACAAAUCAGUGCUCAACCUGUAUUUUCUCGACAGUGGUGACCAUUCUACUGUAUGGUGGAUCCCUGGUUAUGGUUGGAUCAAGGCUUCACAGCAAGCUUGGUUCAAGCAAACCUCUUUGAGUCUGCAGACAAACUACAGGAAUGAAGAACCCAGGCAGAAGGAGCCAGCACCUGCUCUUGCAUACUUCCACAUUCCAUUGCCGGAGUUCAGAAGCUUCACAGCAUCCGAUUUCACAGGAGUGAAGCAGGAGAGUAUCAGCUCGCCAUCAAUCAACUCCGGUUUCUUUACCAUGAUGGUGGAAGCCGGAGAUGUGAAGGCUGCCUUCAUAGGACAUGAUCACAUAAAUGACUUCUGCGGGAAGCUCACCGGUAUUCAGCUCUGCUAUGCCGGUGGGUUAGGUUACCAUGCGUACGGGAAGGCGGGGUGGUCCAGGAGAGCAAGAGUGGUGUCUAUGCAGCUUGAGAAGACAGUGAGUGGCGAGUGGCAAGGCGUGAAGUCUAUCAAGACAUGGUAGAGGCUUGAUGAUCAACACCUCACCACAAUCGACUCCGAGGUCCUGUGGAACAGAGGCUCUAAUGGCAAGACGCUCACACAUGCAUGAGCAUGGUGCUAUGGAAUAGAGGCUUGAUAACAGUACUAACACUAGUGCUCCCUCCGUCUGCAAAUACUUGUCAUCAAAAUGGAUGAAAGGAGAUGUAUCUAGACGUAUUUUAGUUCUAGAUACACCCCUUUUUAUUCAUUUUGAUGACAAGUAUUUUCGGACGGAGGGAGUAUUAGACAGAGUGAACAUGAUAAUAACAUGGUCCACUCUCUUGUAGUAGUAGAUAAUAGUAGUAUGAAAUUACUGUACUGAUCGAAGGGGCGUAUGUUUUCAGAACCACAACUUAUCUAAAGUGUUGCUGAUUGUCAUUGUCAGGAAGGCGCAGGAAGGAUCAUGACAGAAGCUGAGUUCAGGAUUGGGGACAGCGAGUGAGUGAUGCGUCCUACCUCUGCUCGUCAUGUGUGCUGGUGGUGCUUAGCUUAUUACGAAAUUAGCAACCGUGUAAACGAAAACAGAUGGUAUGCUUCAUGUAUACGCAGGUUCGUAGCAUUGUAAUUGUUCGCAUAUAAAGAAAGAAAAAGGUGAACCAUUAUUUGAUUUUUCUUUUCUUUUUGAGCGGGUGAACCAUGAUUUGAUGUAGUAUCAAAUGUCACUCUCUGCAAAUGGGCUUGGGUGUCGAAAGAAAAUUUGUGCA